Messenger RNA from Cynocephalus volans (Philippine flying lemur), 3097 nucleotides. It is a transcript of the gene RASAL3, whose product is annotated as RAS protein activator like 3. NCBI's taxonomy places the organism in Eukaryota, Metazoa, Chordata, Mammalia, Dermoptera, Cynocephalidae. Gene Ontology annotation, biological process: regulation of GTPase activity. The coding region runs from base 1 to 3057 and encodes 1018 amino acids. The record is from RefSeq and is a predicted model, not a curated record. The transcript is spliced from 17 exons.
AUGGACCCACGGUCGCCGAGCCCAGAAUCCCAAACCCAGCCCGCGGCCCCCUCUCUGCUGACUUCCUACCGCUGGCACACAGGGGCCAGUGGGGAGAAGGGGACCAGAGGGUUCCGCUGGGGCCGCCUUGCCGGCUGGGGAAGGGCACUAAGCCACCAGGAGCCCAUAGUCAGCAGCCAGCCUGCCCCUCGCUCAUUAUUCCGUCGAGUCCUCUCUGCACCCCCCAAGGAGUCAAAGACCAGUCGCCUCCGGCUAUCCAAGACCCUCUGGGGGAGGCAUAAGAACCCAUCACUGGAGCAGGAUCUGGAGCCACAGAGCCUCCUCCUCUUCCUAGAGCCAGAGACAGAGCCGGAGCCCCCUGCCACACAGAUCCCUGAGGCCCCUACACCUGAUGUACCUGUCUGGGACAUUGGGGGCUUCACCCUACUCGAUGGGAGGCUGGUGCUGCUUGGGGGUGAGGAGGAGGGUCCUCGCCGGCCCCGGAUGGGAAGUGCUAGCUCUGAGGGCAGCAUCCAAGUGGCCAUGGGGAACCUCAGGGAUCCAGAUCGGAUCCCUGGGAAGACUGAGCCAGAGGCUGCUGGACCCAACCAGGUCCACAACGUUCGGGGGUUACUCAAGAGGCUGAAAGAGAAGAAAAAGGUCAGGUCGGAGCUGGGAGCCAAUGCUGCCCGGGAUGGACCCCCCAGUGCUCUGGGCUCUAGAGAAUCGCUGGCCACACUCUCGGAGCUGGACCUGGGCGCCGAGCGGGACGUCCGGGUCUGGCCACUGCACCCUAGCCUCCUGGGGGAGCCUCACUGCUUCCAGGUAACGUGGGCUGGCGGGAGUCGCUGCUUCUCUUGUCGCUCAGCCGCUGAGAGAGACCGCUGGAUCGAGGACCUUCGUCGCCACUUCCAGCCCAGCCAGGAUAACGUGGAGCGGGAAGAGACGUGGCUGAGCGUGUGGGUGCACGAAGCCAAGGGGCUGCCCCGGGCGGCGGCGGGGGCCCCGGGCUUACGCGCCGAACUGUGGCUGGACGGCGCGCUGCUGGCUCGCACUGCGCCGCGGGCCGGCCCAGGCCAGCUCUUCUGGGCAGAGCGCUUCCACUUCGAGGCGCUACCACCGGCGCGUCGCCUGUCGUUCCGGCUGCGAGGCUCGGGCCCGGGAGGCGCGGCGCUGGGCCGUGUGGCGCUGGCGUUGGAGGAGCUGAGCGUCCCCCGAGCUCCCGCCUCCGGCCUGGAGCGCUGGUUUCCUUUGCUCGGGGCGCCGGCGGGCGCAGCGCUCAGAGCGCGGAUCCGGGCGAGACGUUUGCGAGUGCUGCCGUCUGAGCGCUACAAGGAGCUGGCCGAGUUCCUCACCUUCCACUACGCGAGCCUCUGUGGGGCUCUCGAGCCCCUGCUACCUGCUCAGGCCAAGGAGGAGCUGGCAGCCGCCAUGGUGCGCGUGCUGCGGGCCACUGGCCGGGCACAGGCAUUGGUGACAGACCUGGGCACGGCAGAACUGGCGCGCUGUGGAGGCCGCGAGGCGCUGCUGUUCCGGGAGAACACACUGGCCACCAAGGCCAUCGACGAGUACAUGAAGCUGGUGGCACAGGAUUACCUCCAGGAGACACUGGGGCAGGUUGUUCGGCAUCUCUGUGCCUCCACUGAGGACUGUGAGGUGGACCCCAGCAAGUGCCCAGCCCCAGAGCUGCCUGAGCACCAAGACAGACUUCGAAACAGCUGCAAGGAGGUGUUCGAAACCAUCCAUUGCGUCUUCCACCCCAGCUGGUUCCCAGCAGAGUUGGGGACCGUGUUCUCAGGCUGGCGAGAAGCAUGCAAGGCACAUGGCUCUGAGGUGCUGGGCCCCCGACUGGUAUGUGCCUCCCUCUUCCUGCGACUCCUGUGCCCGGCCAUCCUGUCACCCAGCCUCUUUGGCCUGGCACCAGAGCACCCAGCACCAGGCCCAGCCCGCACCCUCACACUGAUUGCCAAAGUCAUCCAGAACCUCGCCAAUCAUGCCCCGUUUGGUGAGAAAGAAGCCUACAUGAGCUUCAUGAAUAGCUUCCUGGAGGAUCAUGGACCAGCCAUGCAACGCUUCCUGGACCAGGUGGCCAUGGUGGAUGUGGACGCCUCACCCAGUGGUUACCAGGGCAGUGGCGACCUGGCCCUUCAGUUGGCGGUCCUGCAUGCCCAGCUCUGCACAAUCUUUGCUGAGCUUGACCAGACAACCUGUGACAGCCUGGAACCGCUGCCCACCAUCCUGCGAGCCAUCGAAGAGGGCCGGCCUGUACCAGUGUCUGUGCCAAUGCGUCUCCCCAUGCCCCGAACCCAGGUCCACUCCAGCUUCUCUGCAGGGGAAAAGCCUGGCUUCCUGGCCCCACGGGACCUCCCCAAGCAUACUCCUCUCAUCUCCAAGAGCCAGUCCCUGCGCAGUGUUCUCGGCGCAGGGAGUUGGGCCCGGCCUCGGCCUGAAGAGGAGCGGCCCCUGCGGCGGUCCCGGCCAGUGCAGCGCACGCAGAGUGUCCCCGCCAGGCGCCCCACCCGUCGCCGCCCGUCUGCGGGUCCCCGGCCACGACCCAAAGGCUCUCUGAGCACAGGCCCCGCGCCCAGUGGCCGGCCCUGGACCAGGGUCUUUGCCUCACUUCCUCGGAAGCCGUCGGUGCCCUGGCAGCGCCAGCUGGACCAGCCGCGGGAUCGAGACCAGGCACUGGGCACGUACAGACCCGUGGGCCAGCUGGCAGAGCUGCAGUGCGAAGUGGCCGCGCUGCGCGAGGAGCAGAAAGUACUGUCCCGCCUCGUGGAGUCGCUGAGCACCCACAUCCGGGCCUUGACCGAGCAGCAGGAGCAGCUGCGGGGCCAGCUGCAGGACCUGGACUGCAGGCUCAUAGAGGGGACCUUGGAGUUGGCUCCAGAGCGCAGCCUGCCAAGCAGUGAUGGCCACAGGCUGAAAAGUCUGGAGCACCGCCUGACUGAGAUGGAGAGUACUCAGGCCCAGCUGAAGGAUGCUGUACAAGGUCUGCAGCUUCUUCCAAGGAUGCCUGGGUCCCAGAGCCAGCCACUGCCCCUCAAAGCACCAUGCAUCAAUGGAGACACCACCUGAUAGGUGUCCAUCCCACCCCACGUGGUCUGGGAGCAGAGAG